GAUACAGCAAUCAAUCUCUGUCUCUGUCUCUGUCUCUCUCUUUGUUGCUAUGAAUGUUUGGAAGGUGUUAAGACUAUGGCUACUCUAUGCAGUGUUUCACUUUGAUACUCAAAGAUAUUCAGUCAAUGGGCAGGCUGCUGGUGUAAUUGGAGGCGCAGGGAUUUUGGUUCAGAGAGCCGCGUUCUGUUUUAACAAUAACCUGCUCUACAGAGGGUGCAAUGAGGCGUUUAGACUAAACACAGAAGGUGAAUUCAAGGUUCCACAUGAGGAAACAGACAGGUUCUGCAACGGUCCUUGUGCUGCAGAGACAGAACUUGUGCUUACAUGCAUUAACAGCGUCAUGUCUGAUUUCGUGUUUUACAAUCGGGCUACCCCAAGAGAUAUCAGGAACACUCUCCGUGGUGGCUGCAGCUCAUCUUUCACACGAGGGAACUUCAAUGUGGGAGACUAUGCGCAGGGACUCUAUUUUGGCAAGGCCGGGAGAAAGCUGCCUGGAUUGUUCAUUGGACUAGUUCUCGGGUUUGUACCGUUGAUUCUGUGAAGCUACUUUCACAAACCAUACAGUUUUAUGCAUGUAAAUGAUAUUUUCCCCGUUAAGAUUUCUUUUUUGUUACUCUGAAACAAGAUUUGUUUCUUUUAUUUUCUUGAAUUCUUUCUUGAAUUCAAAUCCUACAUAGAAGAGCUACUGUUACAUGUGUAUUUUCAUUUUAGAGUUUGAACGAAUAUUUACACA
Molecule: messenger RNA, 733 nt
Organism: Capsella rubella
Lineage: Eukaryota; Viridiplantae; Streptophyta; Magnoliopsida; Brassicales; Brassicaceae
Exons: 4
Coding region: 50-541 (163 amino acids)
Source: RefSeq, a predicted model, not a curated record